Messenger RNA from Juglans regia (Persian walnut), 1128 nucleotides. RefSeq names its product disease resistance protein RUN1-like. NCBI's taxonomy places the organism in Eukaryota, Viridiplantae, Streptophyta, Magnoliopsida, Fagales, Juglandaceae. The record is from RefSeq and is a predicted model, not a curated record. Gene Ontology annotation, molecular function: ADP binding. The coding region runs from base 1 to 1128 and encodes 375 amino acids. The transcript is spliced from 3 exons. Gene Ontology annotation, biological process: defense response; signal transduction.
AUGGCAUACUCUCCAACGACUCAAAUAUCCCCUUCAUCUUCUUCUUCUUCUUCUUCGCCUCCGUGGGAUAUUUUUCUCAGUUUCCAUGGCGAGGACACCCGCAAGAGUUUUACUGCCCAUCUGUAUACUGCUUUGAAACAAAGAAGCCUUUCUACCUUUAGGGACGACAAAGAACUGGAGAGAGGAAAAUAUAUAUCUGAAGAACUCUUGAAUGCAAUUGAAAACUCCAUGUAUGCGGUCGUCGUUCUCUCACCAAACUACGCUUUUUCAAGGUGGUGCUUAACUGAACUGGCCAAGAUCAUUGAAUGCAUGAAAAAGACGAGGAUUGUCGCAGAUGAUCUGCAAACAUGGAGAUCUGCUUUGCAUAAAGUGGGCCAUAUCUCCGGAUGGGAUUUAUGGGAUGGGGAUGAGUCAACGGUUAUUCAAGAGAUUGUUGGACAAAUACAUGAUGGUAAAUUAAAUUCCAUAGUCUCAGCUGUUUCCAAGAAGCUUGUUGGAAUAGGCUCUCGGGUAGAGGAAAUGAUGAAUUCCUAUUUAAAUAUUGGGCCGGAUGAUGUUCGCUUCGUGGGGAUAUUGGGCAUGGGCGGUAUCGGCAAGACAACUCUUGGACGUGCCGUUUAUGACAAAAUUUCCAGUCAAUUUGAAGCUAGUAGUUUUAUUGCCAAUGUUAGGGAAGAAAGUGCAAGAGGCAGUCUAGUUCCUUUACAAGCACAACUUCUUUCCGAUAUCCUGAUGACGAGCAAUAUUGUCAUAAGGGACAUUGAAAGAGGAAGUAAUGCGAUAUGCCAUGGACUUUGUCGUAAAAAGGUCUUAGUAGUUGUUGAUGAUGUGGAUCAAACCCAACAAUUAGAGGCAUUGGCAAACCGGCGGGAUUGGUUUGGUGGAGGGAGUAUAAUUCUUAUAACAACAAGAGAUAAGGAUGUGUUGAUAAAACAUGGGUUGGCUGAAGAUGAAAUAUAUAAGGCUAAAGAAUUAGAUGAUGAUGAAGCUCUCCAACUCUUUAGUUGGAAAGCAUUCAAGAAUGACCUCCCUCUAGAAGGUUUUGUGGAGCUUUCCAAGCAGAUUAUGCAUUAUGCUAAAGGGCUUCCUAUAGCUCUUGAAUUUUUGGGUCAUUUCUUCUGUCGGUAA